ACAUUACCUUGGAUGUCAGGUCGGAGCCGUAUCUUGAUGAGCAGAAAUGAUGCUUCCGUGGCUUGUCAAUGUAUCUCUAUAAGGGCUAUCAGUAACAGACACAACAAUCGGAGCAAUCUUUAUCUUAUUGAUGAGACCAAUUGAUUAGCUACAAUGUCCGAUCCAACCUCAUCUCCACCUAAUAGAGGCAUCGUGGUCUUCUCCGGGGGAAGUGCUGCCAAUAAUCUGGUGGAUGUCUUCAACGCCGUCCGCGAGAGCAAGCAAUGUCCUUUGAGCUAUAUCAUCCCGAUCAGUGACAAUGGUGGCUCCUCCUCCGAGCUAAUUCGCAUUUUUGGGGGCCCAGGAAUUGGCGAUGUGAGGAGCCGGCUCGUCCGCCUGAUUCCCCCCUCGCCGCCCAAUUCAGAACGGGCUGCCAUGAAAACACUAUUCAAUUAUCGCCUACCAGCGGACGCAGCCGCCGCUCAUGCGGAAUGGCAUUCUAUCGUGGACGGCACGUCUGACCUUUGGAGGAUCAUCAUGCCCGCCAAAAAGGAACUCAUCCGCUCGUUCCUCAACCUUUUGAACCUAGAGAUCCUCAAACGAGCCCGUCCGCCCACGUCCACGUUCGACUUCACCUCGGCUAGCGUCGGAAACCUCUUCCUGACCGGCGCGCGCCUCUUCAGUGGCAGUUUCGAGAGCGCCAUCUAUCUCCUGGGCAGUAUCUGCGGCGUUCCGUCGGACGUGGUGCGCGUCAUUCCAGCCAUCAAUUCCAACUUCUCUCACCACAUCUCCGCCUCCCUCUCCAACGGCACUGUGAUCGUCGGCCAAAACAGCAUCUCCCAUCCGAGCGAGGCCACUGCCUUACAACCAUGCCCCGGUUCUCGCCGUCCUAGCAUCCUCCUUGCUGAUGGAGGGGAGGACAUCGACGAUCCAGAGACGCCUCCCAUCUUCCCCACCUCGAAAUCGGUCACACCAGCACCGGACGACACUGACGUCCUUCCCUACGAUGAAGGCGAAGACCAUCCUCCAGGGUCCCUCCCAACCCUGCGCCACAAGAACAUCCAGUUCAGCAAAUCUGAGAAUGAGAACCUUCCCGCGCGUAUCACUCGCAUCUGGUACAUCAACCCGUACGGCCAAGAGAUCCGACCACCGGCCAAUCCACGAGUCCUGGAAGCUCUGAACGACUCCCAGGCCAUCAUUUACAGCAUCGGCUCGCUAUACACCUCGCUCGUUCCGUCGCUGAUUCUUCGAGGUGUCGGUAGGGCGAUCUCCUCGAGUCCCGCCCGCCACAAGAUCCUCAUCCUGAAUGGCUCACUCGACCGUGAAACAGGGCCUCCCUCAGACCCUUUCUCGGCUGCUGACUUUGUCCACGCGAUCACCUGUGCGGGCGAGGAAAGCCGCGGCCGCUACCCGCCAUUCUCAUCGACAUCCUCGCCACUUCCUUACAACUCAUACGUCACCCAUAUCCUGCACCUAGAUGGCCCCGGUACCCCACGCGUCGACCGGGACCAACUGACGGCGAUGGGCAUCGAGACACUCCGGCUUUACGGCCGCAAAAUCACCGUUCCCGGGGCCGAUGGGGCCGAGGUUGCCGUGGGCAUGAAAUACGACGCGAAUGCGCUGAUCCAGGCGCUGGAGGUCGUGCUGGGCAAGAAAGGCGACGCCAUGCUACGUGGAGGAGAUGGCAAUGGCGGUUUGAGCCGGCGGAAUACCCUAGAGCCGGGGCGAAAGCGGCAUGUUUCGUGACUAGCCUAACGACGUUGCUGUCAACGAUUUUAGUAUGAGAAUCUAUACGGCUUCUCAUCCUCUAUCCCUCACCCCAUAGCUGGUAAAUACCAUAACCGUCAAGCUGAUCAACGGGGUGGGUAUACCAAAUAGACUCAUGUCUGUUGUCUAACGUAUAAUGUGAUAGAGGACUCCAUCAAUUGAAUC
Aspergillus campestris IBT 28561 is the source of this 1911-nucleotide messenger RNA. RefSeq names its product gluconeogenesis factor YvcK family protein. The transcript has 3 exons. NCBI's taxonomy places the organism in Eukaryota, Fungi, Ascomycota, Eurotiomycetes, Eurotiales, Aspergillaceae. The record is from RefSeq and is a predicted model, not a curated record. Gene Ontology annotation, molecular function: LPPG:FO 2-phospho-L-lactate transferase activity. Bases 154 to 1725 code for a protein of 523 amino acids.